CUGUGCCAGAUAUAAAACCAUCACAACUUUCUUCUUGGCCUCAAACCGGUACUCUCCCCUUCCCGCUUUUACGCGAAAACACUACAUGUGUUUUCUCAACGGGAUUUUAACAUAGUGCGGUGUUUCUGCAGAUGCAGAAAAAAACAGGUUAUUGACAUUACACACUAUGGAGCUGAAUUUUACACAGAGAGGGCGCGACUUUCUAGAGUUACGCGCGCUAGCGCAGAAACUUCUGACUCGGGGGAACAACUACUCUCUGCGUCUGGAGAACUACUCUCUGUUUGACAACGGAUCGGAGCUCGAUCAGGAGGACUCAUUGGACGUCAACACUAACAUCUACUCUAAGGUCCUGGUCACUGUGAUCUAUAUCGCGCUCUUUGCCGUCGGCUGCUUAGGGAACUCUGUUACGCUAUACACCCUGGUGACCAAGAAGUCCCUCCAGAAUAUCCAAAGCACUGUCCACUACCACCUGUCCAGUCUCGCCGUCUCCGACCUGCUAAUACUAGUCCUCAGCAUGCCCGUCGAGCUAUAUAAUUUCAUCUGGGUCCAUCAUCCUUGGGCGUUCGGAGGAGUUGUUUGUAAAGGCUACUAUUUCAUUCGGGAUGCCUGCUCGUAUGCCACGGCGUUCAACAUCGCCAGCCUCAGCGUCGAGCGUUAUAUGGCGAUAUGUCACCCUUUCAAGGCGAAGAGCAUCAUGUCCUGCAGCCGCACCAAAAAGCUGAUCAGCGGGAUGUGGGUGGCUUCGUUCCUCCUGGCCUCUCCGAUGCUCUUCACCAUGGGACAGAAGUAUCAUGGACCCCACCGGGAGAAGAUAUGCACCACCAUCGUGCCUCCUGUCGUAUUGAAGAUAGUGAUUCAGGUGAAUGUGUUCCUGUCCUUUGUGGUUCCCAUGGUAGCCAUAUCUGUUCUGAACGGGGUCAUCGCCAGUCAGCUGCUGCAUAUGUUCAGAGAGAAGCAGCAGGACAACCGCAUCUGCAUCGUCGAGGGUAACCCUACCAUGCUGAGCGUUGCUGUGGAGCCAAACCGCACACAGUCGCUGCGUCAUGGAGUCAUGGUUCUACGGGCUGUGGUUGUUGCCUUUGUGGUUUGCUAUCUACCCUACUACAUCCGGCGCCUCAUGUACUGCUACGCAGAGUUUACAGAGGAAGGAUAUGAUUACUACCACUACUUCUUCAUGGUGACCAACGUCCUCUUCUACGUGAGCUCAGCUGUCAACCCAGUCCUCUACAACCUGGUCUCAGCCAACUACCGGGAGAUCUUCUUCAACACGCUCCGCUGCUUCUGCGUGCCGUGUCGUCGCAAGAAACAGAGACGUGUUCUGAUAAGACACUCCACCAGCAUCUCCAGUAACCACACCUUUUCCUCCAACAUCAUCAAGGAGACCGUCUACUGACCACCCCCCCAAAACAAACACUCCCCUGAUAACAUUCCAUUUUAGAACUGCAGUGUAUGGAAUCUAUUACUCAGUUGGACUCCAUGUAUGUUUGAUGGGGAGCCUGGUACUGUGAAUCACUGACACAUUGUGCCACAUAAACACACAAAAAUAUCCACAAUUUGAUAUAUUGGUGCAAUCAUCUGAAAGAAAGACUGAGUAAGGGCGUUGUUCACUCAAAUUAUGAAAUUCUAUUGGUUUCCCGUUAGCAGUCAAUGGACGAGGUAUGACAGCAAUCCAUGCUUUGGCUUAGUUUUCACAUGGUAACAAUUUACCAUUUGUUAGCACAUUCAAUUCAUGGGAGCGAUAUUAGCAUUUGUUAGCACAUUAAAUUCAUGGGAGCGAUAUUAGCAUUUGUUAGCACAUUAAAUUCAUGGGACCGAUAUUAGCAUUUGUUAGCACAUUAAAUUCAUGGGACCGAUAUUAGCAUUUGUUAGCACAUUAAAUUCAUGGGAGCGAUAUUAGCAUUUGUUAGCACAUUAAAUUCAUGGGACCGAUAUUAGCAUUUGUUAGCACAUUAAAUUCAUGGGACCGAUAUUAGCAUUUGUUAGCACAUUAAAUUCAUGGUAGCGAUAUUAGCAUUUGUCGCGCAUCGUGUUCAAAUCGUAUGUCUGACUUUGUUGAGAUAUACAAUCAAUUUUGGGCACUUUUGAACAUGAUGUGCAAAAAAAUGCUAAUAUCGGUCUGAUGACUGCGGAAACAGAGCCAGGGCAAAAGCAUGACUUUAUGUCAUAUCUCGUCCAUAUGCUGCUUACAGGGUGAUCAAAACAACAGGUUAUUUUGUCAUUUGGGUAAACCAUUCCUUGAAGUGUUGGAUAUAGUAGUCUUUAGCAUUGUAAAUAUUGUAAACAUGUAUGUACAUUCAGAUUUUUUAUAGAACUGGCAACGCAUACUUGGUUUUAUUCACAUACUUUACAAAAUGAUAUGACGACGGUGAGAACAAUCUGCACUCAUCAACAUAUGUCUGGAUCUUUGAAAUAUGAGGCAAAAAAAUAUACAUGGUGAAAUUUACCAGGAAGUGACUGCCCCUCAGCCUGGUCGUUUCUGGACUCUUUAUGAAUUACCUUCAUUGGGCAAAAAUGUUGCGCAAUGGUCUUCAAGCGCAAAAACUUAGUACAUUUAUCCAAAAACACGAAUAUAUUUUUUUAUCUUAAAUGCAUUUUCACAAAUGUUAUGACAUAAUCGUGAAGCCCAUUCAAAAGGUAGGACACAUGAUACUAAAGUAAAGUGGAAAGGGCACAGGGAAUUAUCAUUUCACUCAGACUCGCAGUACAUGGGUCUAUUUUUAAAAGAGACAGAGAACGAUUGUCAAAAAUGAUCUGCUGCGGAUGUAACGACCAGGAAAGAGUAUUGAUCACAACAAAUUCUCUGGCCUUGUAACAACAACAACAAAAACGUGGCCUUGCUAUUGGCUGCUCGGACUGUGAAUGUUAACUAAAAUACCGAGAGAAGAUGUACUAUUUCAUGAAGAGGAAAAUCAGAUGGCAUUCACAGCUAAUGGGUGAUCGGCUGUGGUGUUGAGACCUGUAGGUUGUUCCAGAAUGCCAACUUCUGACCCUUUACAGCUUUUGAGACCCUGGUGUUGGAAUAUUUAAGAUGUACCACACUACUGCACAAUAGGUCAAGUAACAAACAGAUUUCCUACUGAGGCUUGUAAUGUUUUAUUUGAGAUGAGACUGUUUGAGGCUUGUAUAAUAUUAACUCUACAUUGUCUUCUGUACUUUGGCUAUGAACUUUGAACCCAUAACAAUUUUUUUUUUUUUAAGAUCUGAUCUUGAGAGUAAUGCUGUAACAGAGCCAGCAGAGGAUGAGAGUGGAUGGCAUGAGCAACAUCCAAGAUGGUGUUACAAGACAGAGCACUCAAUGGGACACGAUAUGGACUCUGGUCUUUGAAGCCUGGAGAGGAGAGAGCUCUGUAGCUGACCUGAAUGUAGUCCACAGCACCCUGUCAUGACCACUGAGUGUCUGUACAAUACAUUGUGUCACAUGGACAAUGACAAACGAGUGAGAGAUAGAAUAAUGGAUACAGUGUUUCAGACUCUGAACACACGCUUACAAUGAAUAAAACACGCUGAAAGAACCAAGGUUGAUUAGCGUGGAUGCAGGAAAUGGAUAAGAUUUGUGGGGACGAAAGAGUUUAAAUAA
Molecule: messenger RNA, 3577 nt
Organism: Oncorhynchus keta (chum salmon)
Lineage: Eukaryota; Metazoa; Chordata; Actinopteri; Salmoniformes; Salmonidae
Product: neurotensin receptor type 1-like
Exons: 4
Coding region: 167-1393 (408 amino acids)
Biological process (GO): neuropeptide signaling pathway
Cellular component (GO): plasma membrane
Molecular function (GO): G protein-coupled neurotensin receptor activity
Source: RefSeq, a predicted model, not a curated record